Molecule: messenger RNA, 466 nt
Organism: Prionailurus viverrinus (fishing cat)
Lineage: Eukaryota; Metazoa; Chordata; Mammalia; Carnivora; Felidae
Gene: UTS2
Product: urotensin 2
Exons: 4
Coding region: 1-372 (123 amino acids)
Biological process (GO): regulation of blood pressure; blood vessel diameter maintenance
Cellular component (GO): extracellular region
Molecular function (GO): hormone activity
Source: RefSeq, a predicted model, not a curated record
AUGCACAAGCUGGUUUCUUGUCUGCUUUUCAUAGGAUGCUUACAACCUCUCUUCUCUCUGCCCGUCCCUGACUCCAGGGAAGAGGCUCUGAAGCUCUCAGCACCUGAUGGAGACGCAAGAUCAACCUUGGAUGAACUGGAAAGAGUGUACCUCCUACAAAUGCUGGAGAUGUUAGGGGCAGAGAGAGGCGACAGUCUUAGGAAAGCAGGUCUUGGUACUGGCACUGCUAACCCGCGAGGAGGUAUGAGACAGUUUCAAGCUUUCUUUGGACAAGAUCCUAACAUUUUCCUGAGUCAGCUUUUGGCCAGAAUCAGGAAACAAUAUAAGAAACGUGGAUCUCCCUCUGAAUGCUUCUGGAAAUACUGUGUCUGAAGUAAAACGAACAUCUAUUAGUCAACUCAAAAACAACCACCUUAGAAAGUUAAAAAUAAAAAUGUCUGACUUGAAAACAGCAUAGAAAAAAACU